Geosmithia morbida is the source of this 777-nucleotide messenger RNA. RefSeq names its product 2OG-Fe(II) oxygenase superfamily. The transcript is spliced from 2 exons. The record is from RefSeq and is a predicted model, not a curated record. Gene Ontology annotation, biological process: oxidative demethylation. Gene Ontology annotation, molecular function: demethylase activity; oxidoreductase activity. NCBI's taxonomy places the organism in Eukaryota, Fungi, Ascomycota, Sordariomycetes, Hypocreales, Bionectriaceae. Bases 1 to 777 code for a protein of 258 amino acids.
AUGGAAGAAUUGGCAAUCUCCCCCUCUGGAAUAUUGAUACACAGGGAUUUCGUGACACCGGAACACGAGGCACAGCUGCUCCACAUGUUUGAACACGAGCUGAAUUGGCCCCCAGAGCGGACGGGUGGACGUCGGUCACUGCACUGGGGCUACACCUUCAGCUACAAGACGUUUGCCAUCGACGCCGACGUGGCCUACAAGCCGUUACCCGGUUGGCUGGAACGGCUGCUGCCGUCGGGCGAGGCGCGGGCGCCAGAUCAGGUCUGCCUGCAGCACUACCCCCCCGGUUCGGGGAUACCACCGCACGUCGACACGCACAGCGCCUUUGACCAGCUGUACGCGCUCUCGCUGGGGGCGCCGGUGGUGAUGCAGUUCCGCGAGGGCGGGCGGGCCGGCGUGGCGGCGGCGGCCCAGAGGAGGACGGUCGACGUCGACCUGCCGCCGCGGAGCCUGAUGCAGAUGCGCGGGGACGCCAGACUUCACUGGACACACGCCAUCAGGAAGCGCAAGACGGACGUGCUGGCCGACGGCGCAGUGAGGCCGCGAGGGACGCGAUGGAGCAUCACCUAUCGAUGGCUCCGUGAUGGCGCCACGUGCGAGUGCGGAGACGAGGGCCUCUGCGACACAGCCAUGAAGCGGAGGGGUAGAAAGCCCCAGAACCCCAAACCCCAAACCCCAAACCCCAACCCUAACCCCGACGAUGACGACGACGACGACGACGAUGACGACGACGACACCAGCACCAGCACCAGCACCAGCAACCCUCAGGGGAAGUAG